Messenger RNA from Fimicolochytrium jonesii, 541 nucleotides. RefSeq names its product 40S ribosomal protein S26-B. The transcript has 3 exons. Lineage: Eukaryota; Fungi; Chytridiomycota; Chytridiomycetes; Spizellomycetales; Powellomycetaceae. Gene Ontology annotation, cellular component: cytosolic small ribosomal subunit; ribosome. Gene Ontology annotation, molecular function: structural constituent of ribosome; mRNA binding. The coding region runs from base 113 to 460 and encodes 115 amino acids. Gene Ontology annotation, biological process: translation. The record is from RefSeq and is a predicted model, not a curated record.
GUUAUCGACGCGGGUUGCGGGCCGAGUGCUUGGGUCACUGAGCGCUCGCAGGCAUUAGUUGAACAGCCCUCUCAAUUUCCGGCGAAGUCUAAGUGGGAACCACAAUCUCAUCAUGACUCAGAAGAGGAGGAACAACGGACGCUCCAAGCACGGACGCGGCCACGUUAAGCCCGUCCGCUGCUCCAACUGCGCGCGAUGCGUCCCCAAGGACAAGGCCAUCAAGAGGUUCUUGAUUCGCAACAUGGUUGAGCAAGCUGCCAUUCGCGAUUUGUCUGAGGCCUCCGUCUUCGAAGAGUACGCUCUCCCCAAGCUGUACAUCAAGAUGCAUUACUGCGUCUCCUGCGCCAUCCACUCAAAGAUCGUCCGUGUUCGCUCCGUCGAAGGUCGUCGUGACCGUACCCCUCCCCAGCGUUUCCGUGGUUUCCAGAAGGACAAGAAGCCCGUUGCCCCCAAGGCUUAAGGGUAUAUCUUCUCUUGUCUUGUGCCUGGCGAUGAUGGAUAUGUCUGGAUUUUGUACAUGGGGUUGGAAUAUACAGUGAAA